Aspergillus tubingensis is the source of this 1473-nucleotide messenger RNA. Its product is annotated as putative MFS transporter. NCBI's taxonomy places the organism in Eukaryota, Fungi, Ascomycota, Eurotiomycetes, Eurotiales, Aspergillaceae. The transcript is spliced from 5 exons. The record is from RefSeq and is a predicted model, not a curated record. Gene Ontology annotation, cellular component: membrane. Gene Ontology annotation, biological process: transmembrane transport. Bases 1 to 1473 code for a protein of 490 amino acids. Gene Ontology annotation, molecular function: transmembrane transporter activity.
AUGAGUCAAGUCUUUAAGCCUAUCGAUGAUCCAGAUUGUCAGCACAUUGAGGGGGUAGAUCCAGAUUGCAUGGACAAUUCGCUUCAACGGGUUCACGUCAGUCUAGAACGACAAAGGUCAAUCGUUCAGAAGUUUGACCGGCGUCUAUUGCCGCUCCUUUGCAUCUUGUACAUUUUGUCAUACUUGGACCGCGGCAACAUCGGCAACGCAAAAAUUGCUGGACUCCAAGAGAGUUUGCACCUCGAUGACUCAGACUGGUCCUGGGUUCUGAACAGCUUCUAUCUGUGCUAUACUGUCUUUGAGUGGACAAACCUUCUGUGGAGACUAUUUCCCGCGCAUUAUUAUGUGGCAGUUUUGUGCAUUUGCUCGGGUGCUGCUGCCAUGUGUAGCGGAGCAGUCCACAACCUUGGUGAGCUUAUUGUGUGUCGGUGCCUGUUGGGUGUGUUCGAAGCCAGUUUCGGUGCUGGGGCACCUUAUUUCCUCUCUCUGUUCUACCAACGACAUGAGCUGGGGCUCCGCGUGUCGGUACUUCUAGGAAUGUCUCCGAUCGCGAACUGCUUUGCCUCUGCACUGGCAUAUGGCAUUACUCAAAUUCGGAAUGGACUUGAGCCAUGGCAGUAUCUCUUUCUGAUUGAAGGGGCACCUACCGUGCUAAUCUCCAUUGUUGUGUUUUUCUUCCUCCCGGAUAGCCCCGGGUCGGCUCGGUUCUUGAAUGAGCAGCAACAAGCAGAUGCAGUUGGGCGCCUGACAACACAAGACCGCACCGCAAAAGACCGCGUGCAUUGGAAGCAGAUAUGGAGUGGUCUCCUGGACUAUAAGAACUAUGUGCACAUGAUCAUACAUUUCUGUUGCAAUUAUUCGUUUGCGGGUCUGUCCAACUUCCUGCCCACUCUCAUUGAAGAUAUGGGCUACGUCUCCGUCCACGCUCAGGGCCUCACAGCCCCUCCCUAUCUGGGAUCUUUUGUUUGCUGCCUGGCAGCCGCCUUCCUGUCGGACCGAUUGGGUAACCGAGGCUUAGUAGUGGUAGGAUUUUCGUCAAUAGGCUUGGUUGGCUAUUUGAUGCUAGCCUGUGUUCACGAUGCUAGCGCAGACGGGGUACGGUAUGCAGGUAUCUGGUUAGCAACAUGUGGAGUGUUCCCGUCUCUCGCGAUUAACAUAACCUGGUUACUGAAUAACCAGGGUGGCGACAGUAAACGAGGAGCCGGGAUGGCAGUUUUAGCGAUAUUCGGGCAGUGCUCGAGCUUCGUCAGCAGCUCUUUAUUUCCGGCCACUGAUGCACCCAACUAUACGCGUGGGUGUGCUGCGGGCGCAGGCUUGACGGGCUUAGUGGUGGUUCUUGGCGCCGUGCUACACUGCAAACUCAGGCUCGAAAAUGCUCGACGGAACCGGGUACAUGGUCGCGUCAAUGAGGAACAUGCUAUCGAUGUGACGGAAGCUGGAGAUGAUGAUCCUAAUUUUCGCUACAUCACUUAG